This is a messenger RNA of Haemonchus placei, 303 nucleotides long. The record is from the annotation of a GenBank genome assembly. NCBI's taxonomy places the organism in Eukaryota, Metazoa, Nematoda, Chromadorea, Rhabditida, Trichostrongylidae.
AUGACCGGUUUCGUGCAAUGCGUCCGAGAUGUCCUUGGGGUUGAAGUUUUGAACUUGUCCCCUUUAUGUGCUCCAAAUGUGCCCUGUGGGAAACAUGGAGGAAUGGGUAAAGUGAAAGGCAUACUCGAAAUGCUCGGAAAAUCACGAUCAAUCGACAAAGGGGUAACCGUGGAGAAGGAACGACAACUCAUAGCUGCCGUCGGGCUGUUUAAAGUGCAGGGCACGUGCUCGUUCGACGUGUCAUGGAACCACGCACGGUACGUUACAACGGCGAAUGCUAAUCCGGUUUCCGAGACUGUGUAA